This is a messenger RNA of Laccaria bicolor S238N-H82, 1572 nucleotides long. RefSeq lists its product as uncharacterized. The record is from RefSeq and is a predicted model, not a curated record. NCBI's taxonomy places the organism in Eukaryota, Fungi, Basidiomycota, Agaricomycetes, Agaricales, Hydnangiaceae. The coding region runs from base 1 to 1572 and encodes 523 amino acids. The transcript is spliced from 8 exons.
AUGGAGAAACAGGAACAACAAACUCCUACAGGCAAAAAUGGCAAGCCUCUUGGUCUUCGUACAAUUUGCGACCGAAUCAGUGCCGCGCAUCUGCAAAAGACUGGGCAACAUGUUACCUUAUCACACAGUACUCUCUGGAAGCAUACUCAUGGGGGAACAAAGUUGUCUGACUUCAAUGCCGAGAAGUGCUGGCUUACAGAAACUGAAGCAACUGUUCUCAUCGACUACGCUCUCGAGAUGGCUGCACGGAACUUUCCCUUCAGCAAUAGGUGCCUCAAGGAACAUGCAGACGAGAUCAUUCGAGCGGGACAGGGCAAAAGAAAUGAUGCUGAAGAUGUCGAACCCGUUGAACCUGGCAGGGAGAGCGACGACGACACUCAGAGCGAUAGUCAAUUUCGGUCUCAAUUACAUGUAUUUAGAUUGUACUUUACUGUCUUAAUACAUUUGUCUGAGGCCUGUCUUUAUUUGUUGAUAGCAGUAGAAAAUUCACCUUCCACUCCCAAUGACUCCGGUGACACCAACAACGCUGCGCCCUCAAAUAGGGCUCCUCUCACCAAAUACGAGCGCCGCACGAUGACGCAGCAGAUCGUCAAAGUCAAGUACCGUGGCGGUCAAACAGAGAACAUCAAACGACGUGAUGGCGUGUUUACCUGCCCGCGGUGCAAUCUACUAAGUAAUAAAGAUCCUGCACGACUUUCGUCCCCUGUCCAGCAAACCUCUUUUUCCGAAGCUGAUGAGAUUUUUUCUCUCCAGGAUGCCAUUGCAACCGCCUCCGCUUCAACGGAUAAGAUUGCGCCAAGUUUUUCGACAGGUACUACCACAACACCCUCUCAAAGUGCCAGCUUACCAACAAAUGUCAAACUAGAAAUAUCUGAAAUAUCUGAAGACGAACUUUGUGUCCCAGCCAUGGAGAAAACGAAGGCCAAGAGGGAAAAGGUGUUAGAAAACCCACAGGGGCUGGGGGUGUUGCAGCCUCAAUUAGAGGCGUUGAGGCUCAAGAUUCAGCAGUUAGAGAACGAUCACGAGAAGCGGAAGGAUUCGGAGGCUCGUAGAAUGGAGUUGGUGGAGACUUUGAGGGAGGUUGAGGCGGAACGCGAGGCGCUGCAGAUUCGAGUACAGGGACUGGAGGAGUUGCUGGGAGAGUUUGUUGGCGAAGCGUCGGAGGAGGGGGCUAGUGCUGAGGAUGUCAAAGAUUUGGUGAGAGAUGGUACAGCCAUCCUCCCUAUUCUUGGUGCCACGUUGGCUCAGAACGGUAAGCUGCGAGACCAUCUCGAGGCCUUUCAAAACGCGAAUUUUCGGGUGCGCGCCCUUCUGCAGGCGGCAGAUAAGGACACACAAAGGGCGGGGGAGUACCUGGAGCAGGCUAGGAUAGUGUCUGCGGCAUUGGCGUGUCGGGCUCUGUUACUUCCUGAACCUGUGCCGUCAUCAAUGGAAGUUGCGAGGUUCAAGGGGAGUUUAGAGCGUUGGAAGGCUGGUGGGCAGUCUAGCGGUUCAAAGAGGUCUGGGGAAGGUUCCGGAGAAGGGUCAGAAGAUAGGAGGAAGCGCGCUCGUAUCUGCUUUCUUGCAAUCUAA